UUUUGAGUAAGUUCUUCGAUUCACAGUGUAACCCUAUUCUCCUGAAAAGCCAAAACAUUAAGAUGAAGAUUACGAUGGAAAGUUGCAGAACUGGAGAACAAUGCAGCUUCGUUGACUCUGUGAAGGAAGAGAAUGAAGACGAGCAGCAGCUGCUGGUGGUUAAAGAAGCGGUUCCUGAUCUCAGCAGUUCCAGUUUGGACCAGCAGAACUUCACAUGUUUCCAGGUGAAAAAGGAAGAGGAGGAACAGUGGAUCAGUCAGGAUGUAGGACAGCUUACUGUGAAGAAAGAAGAAGAGAAAGAAGAGAAACCUAAAUUGUCAGAGGCUCAUGACAUCAAAAGUGAAGACAGCAGAGAGACAGAAGCUCCAAACAGCAGCUCAGCUGAACAGAUAAAAACAGAACCUGAUAGGGAGAUCAGUGGAGGACCAGAACCCAACAGAGAGCUGGAUCCAAAUCAAAAUUUACAGCCAAAUAUUGAAGAAAGGCAUUCAUCCUCUUCUGAGACUGAAGWYAGUKAUGAGAGYGAAGAUGAUAAKCURUCASRUUSUGKAUCUGAAAAUGWAGACAGUGAUGAAGAUKGGAGGGARCMCAGAACACGUCAGUCUGGUGUAAACAGCAAAGUGGGACGUAGAGCUGCCAAGAAGGCCUUCAGCUGCCCUGACUGUGGUAAACAGUUUGUGAGGAAGCAGAUGUUCCAGAAACAUAUGGCAGGUCAUUCAGGAGAAAAGUCUUCCAGCUGUUCGGUUGACAAGAAUCACUCUAGAGGGAAGCAAAACGGUGAUGAACAGAUGGGAAGGAAAUCCUUUUCUUGUGACGAUUGUGGCAAAACUUUUCAGAAGCAAACUGCUCUUAAAUCUCAUAUUAAGAGAAUCCAUUCUGGUAAAAAAUUUGUUGUUUGUAAAGACUGUGGUAAAAGUUUUCGUUGUCAGGCUCAAUUAAAAAGUCACUGGACACUCCACACAGGAGAAAGACCUUUUGCCUGUGAUAAAUGUGGCAAAACAUUUAGACAGAAGUUUGGUCUUCAACGUCAUCUGGUCUGCCACAGUGAAGAAAAACCAUUUGCCUGUGAUCAGUGUGAUAAAAGGUUUAGCCGGAAGACAUCCCUUAAAAUGCACAUGACCAUCCAUAAGGGAGAAAAACCAUUUGCAUGCAGCGACUGUGGCAAAUGCUUUAGAAGUACAGGUGAACUAAAAAGCCACAUGAUAUCCCACUUAGAUCUAAAACCAUUCAUUUGUGGGUAUUGUGGUGGCAGAUUUACUCGCAAAGCAAGUCUGCACCUACAUGUUAGACUCCACACUGGGGAGAAUCUGCUGCCAUGUGAUAAAUGUGAUAAAAAGUUUACUCGGAAGGCUCACCUUCAGAAACACAUGCGAUUUCAUGCAAAACUAGAGAAUGCGUGGUCUGGAAAGGGUUGCUUUGCUUGUGAAAAAUGUGGAAGAAUGUUUGUGAAGAAAUGUCUUGUUGAAAGACAUAUGGUUAUUCACACAGGAAAGGAUCCAUUUAGACGCAAUAUUUGUUUGAAGAGGUUUACUAGAGCUGAGAAUCUGAAGAAUCACAAACGGCGAAUUCACAGUGAAUAGACAUUUCAGUUUAUUUGGAAAGAUUUUCUCCAAAAAUGCUACAGGAGCUUGCAUUCUGUUUCCCUUUAAUUAGGAUUAAUGCUAAUAUUUUGGUUUAGAUUUUCCCCUUCCUGAUUUCAUUUUUCGUCACACUUCAGUGUUUUCUAAUUCUAAAGCUAUGGGACUUGAUCAAACCACAGGGAGAGCCUUUAUCCACAAAUUGUGAAAGCAUGGGACAGUGGGGAACCUUCCCAGGACGACUGACCAAAAUUACCCUAAGAGUGCAAUAACAACUCAUCCAAGAGGUCCCAAAAGACCCCAUAGCGACAUGCAAAGAUCUGCAGGCUUCACUUGCCUCAGUUAAAGUAACAGGUCAUACCUCCAGCAUAAGAAAGAGACUAGCAUAAAUGACCAUGGAGUUCCAAAUUGAAAACCACCACUGAACUAAAAGAACAUUAAGACUUGUCUUAGCUUUUCCAGGGCACAUCAUAAUUAUCCUCCAGAAAACAAUAUGUGCAUGGCAUGCUGGUUACUAUUUGGUUAAAGAAGAAGUCCAACACAAUUCUCUGUAACCUUAUUUUGUGACUGUGCGAUAUAUUUCUAUU
Poecilia reticulata (guppy) is the source of this 2164-nucleotide messenger RNA. RefSeq lists its product as uncharacterized. Gene Ontology annotation, molecular function: DNA-binding transcription factor activity, RNA polymerase II-specific; RNA polymerase II cis-regulatory region sequence-specific DNA binding. NCBI's taxonomy places the organism in Eukaryota, Metazoa, Chordata, Actinopteri, Cyprinodontiformes, Poeciliidae. Gene Ontology annotation, biological process: regulation of transcription by RNA polymerase II. The record is from RefSeq and is a predicted model, not a curated record. Gene Ontology annotation, cellular component: nucleus.